AUGGACGGCACAGGAAGUACCCAAGUGGAGAACUUCUUCGUGGGAGGUCGGAGCUUGCCCCUCUUCGUCAUUGCGCUUACUCUCGCCUCCCAGAGUAUCGACUCCAACGCCACCCUCGGCAACGCCGACCUCGCCUACAAAUUCCACUACUGGGAUGGGGCUGUCCUUCCUAUGGGACUUGGUCUCAGCCUGGUCAUCAACGGCCUGUUCAUUGCACGCCACAUCAACGAGGCCCAAUGCCUCACUCUGCCUGACUUUUACGGGAAGGCCUGGGGUCCCGCCGUGGAAGUGCUGGUAUCCCUUUUGACGUGUAUCUCUUUCAUCUGCCUCCUCGCGGGAAACCUGGUGGGCCUGUCGAUCAUCAUCCGCUUCCUGUUCGGCGGAGAGCUUGCAACGAGUGUGUUCAUCGCUGGCAUCGUCACCAUGAUCUACACGGGCGCCGGCGGCCUCCUUUCCGUCGCCUACACGGAUGUUGCGCAGGCCUCUCUCGGCCUUCUCGGACUCUUGACAACCUCCGCCUGGAUGCUAAGCAACAGGAGCCCCGACCACCCCAGCCCGAGCAUCGGCUUCCCCGGCUAUCUCUACCCCGAUGACGCCACGUGCGAGGCCUACGAGGGGGUGCCCGCCGUGUACACAGAAGGGGCAUGCAUGUACAACGAGGACGUCUGGGGGGCCGGCGGCGUGGAUAAUGGCGCCUACCCUUUCGGAGACAAAGACGUGUUCAACGACGGCAUGAUGGGCAUCGAUGCCUACAACCCGUUCCCCAACGCCAUUCUCUUCAACUGGGCCACUAUCUUCGUGCUUGGGUUCGGCAACCUUGCUGCACUUGACUUCCAGGCUCGCUGCAUGGCUGCCAAAUCACCCAAGAUUGCCACUAUGGGCAACUUCAUCGCUGCUGGAUUGACGUUCAUCGUGGGCAUCACCUUCUCUUUCAUGGGUGGCUACACCCGUCUCAACUACGGCCCUGACAGCCAGUUCGCGUCCUUUACGGUCGACACGUGCUCCAAGUUCCUAGACCUUCCCACUUGCGCUGCCUGGGAACCUGACUCCACCGCCUUCCUCAAGCUCACCACUACACAGCUGCCGACCUUCCUUGGAUGCUGGGUGCUGAUCGGUAUCUGCGCGGCUUCGAUGUCGACGUCCGACGGUGCUAUUCUCGCCAUCUCCACCGUCCUCUCGCACAACAUCGCGCGUAAGGCCAUUCCCGGAGGUGACCGGUUCAGUGACGUCAAGCUGCUCACGAUCGUGCGCGUCAGCAUCAUCCCCGUAACCUUGAUUGCUUGUAUCGUGGCUUCAACAUACAAUGAGACUGGAUACCUAUUGAUCGUGGCCUUCGACAUCGUGCUUGCUGGAUGCAUCGCCCCCCUCUUCGCCGCGAUCUACUUCAAGAAGUCGGUCUAUCGGAUAACCGUCCUUGGAUGCCGGUGUCGUCGUUGA
Messenger RNA from Ectocarpus siliculosus, 1437 nucleotides. Lineage: Eukaryota; Phaeophyceae; Ectocarpales; Ectocarpaceae. The record is from the annotation of a GenBank genome assembly.